UGGUAGUUGGUAGCGCAAUACGCAUGUUUGCGAUUUCUGGGUUGCCGUAUGAUGUUGUUUAGUUUGUAAUAUCUGUCUACGUGUUCCGUACUUUCAUCGGGUGCAUGGAGAGUUACUCGGCACGUGCACGCUGAAAAUAAGACGUUUGAUUUUGACAGAAAGCAGGUGUGUUUGUGUCAUAUAGGCAACCCAUGCGAAACGUUAGCUAUUAUCUGUAUGACUGCGUGCGUUAGUAAGUUAAUAGUACAAAGUUCAUUGCUAGGUGUAUGACAUUCGGGUGCAGCAGCAGAAGUAGCUGACUUUGUGUAGACGUUACAUGCGAAAUAGCUUACGCUAGCGAAAUUGAUAUUUUUCUACGAAACAACUAUGGUAUUAAAUAAGACCGAGAAUGUAAAAUGUAAUGAGGAUAUCGAAAGAGAAAGAAAGAAGUGUUCGUUUGAUCCUUUGGAACUGACACAUCUGUUAGAUGGCAGUCCUGAGAAAACAAGGGAAAGAAAAGAACGAGAACACUACUUCUUAUCAGACCCAGAACUCAGAGACACGAUUCCACAAGAUUAUUUGAGUCACAAGGAGAAAUAUGAAGAGGCUGUCAGAAAAGCAUGUAUCCUGUUCAGAAAAGUUACACAGCUGCGUGAUAAAGGUGGUGAUUUGGAAAUAUUCAGGCAGACAUUGAGUGGCAUGCUGGGUAGUGCCAUUCUGAAGGAUGGCAACCCAUUUACCCUUCACUAUGUCAUGUUCCUUCCAACUAUUGUUGGGCAGGGAACAGUGGAGCAGCAGGCUGAGUGGAUGGGUAAAGCCUGGAACUGUGAUAUCAUUGGGACAUAUGCGCAAACUGAACUUGGACAUGGGACUUUCAUCAGAGGCUUGGAAACUACAGCCCAUUAUGAUCCUAGAACACAAGAGUUCAUUCUCAACAGCCCAACUUUAACAUCCUACAAGUGGUGGCCUGGUGGAUUGGGACAGACAGCGAACUAUGCUGUAGUUGUUGCUCAACUUCAUACCAAAGGUGUCUGCCAUGGAAUUAACCCAUUCAUUGUCCAGCUACGGGACGAGGAGACACAUAAACCUUUGCCAGGUAUUAAAAUUGGUGAAAUUGGUACAAAAUUGGGCAUGAAUGCAACAAAUAAUGGAUACCUUGGUUUCGAAAAUGUCCGUAUCCCUCGUGAACAUAUGCUUAUGAAGAAUGCUCAAGUCCUAGAGGAUGGAACCUAUGUAAAAUCUCCAAGCGAUAAACUCACAUAUGGAACCAUGAUGUUUGUAAGAGUCAUCAUUCUUCAAGAUAUGGCUGGGUACCUGUCUAAAGCCUCUACAAUAGCCAUACGUUACAGUGCAGUGAGGAGACAGUCUGAGUUGAAGCCGGGUGAACCAGAACCACAGAUCAUGGACUAUUUGACACAACAGUACAAAUUAUUCCCUAACCUGGCAGCAUGCUUUGCCCUGAGAUUCAAUGCCAUCUGGCUGUGGAAUAUGUACAACAAUGUUACAGCUGAACUUGAAGAUGGAGAUUUGGAUAGACUGCCAGAGCUUCAUGCACUUUCAUGCUGUCUGAAGGCAGUCUGCACUGCAGAUGCUGCUCAGGGUGUGGAGAUAUGCCGUCUGUCCUGUGGAGGUCAUGGCUACAUGACCUGCAGUAGUAUGCCUUCUAUAUAUGGGCUUGUCACAGCAGCUUGCACGUACGAGGGAGAGAACACUGUGAUGUUGCUUCAGACUGCUAGAUACCUCAUGAAGGCAUGGCAACAGGCUGUGGGCGGCAUGGCCAUGACCCCCACUGUGGCAUACCUGAAGCUAGCAGUCUCUGGAAAUAAUAAUCCACAGUACUGGGAGAACUCUACAGUGUGCAUUAUUAGGGCUUAUCAACAAGUGGCAGCAGGAAAAAUCAAAAUGUGUGCUGAGAACAUGGACAGGAGGAUCCGAGGAGGCAUAUCUCCUGAGGAUGCAUGGAAUAUGACAUCAAUAGAACUUGCUCAGUGUGCAGAAGCUCAUGCUCGUGCCAUUAUCGUGGAUAAGUUUGUUGAGAGUGUGGUGGAACUGAAUGUGUCCAGUGCUCUCAAGACAGUGCUGAGACAGCUGAGUGAAUUGUAUGCUGUCUACUGGCUGCUUCAGAAAUCUGGAGAUUUCCUUAUGUACUCAGAUGUGUCAGCACGGGACAUCCCCAGUCUACAGAACUGGCUGGAGGUGCUACUUUCACAGAUUCGACCAAAUGCAGUUGGAGUUGUUGAUGGCUUUGACAUCUGUGAUGAAAUAUUGUCAUCUGCACUUGGCUCUUAUGAUGGAAGGGUCUAUGAGCGUCUGUUUGAAGAAGUUUCCAAGAGCCCUCUGAACAAGCAGUCUGUAAAUGUAUCCUUCCAAAAGUACCUGAAACCAUUUCUGAAGGCCAGUCUGUAAGAAAUUAGUUUCUUAGACAAUUUUGUCUACAGUAUACAGUAGUUAAGAGUGCCUUUUAGAUUCCCUUUCAGCAAUUGUAGUAGUAGUAAACCAGUAUCAGAACCCAGAACUAUUGAAAGUUAUUGACAGAUUGAAACUUCCCAGAUAAAUACCACGUUAUGAUAUUACUGAAUAUAAUUCAGAUAUUUUGUUAAAAUACUUGAAAAUAUAUACAAAGGUACCUGGAACAAACAUGUGUAUUGUUUGGUUUUCAGUUUACAGACGAAAUGGGAAGAAACUUCCCCUUUCCAAGUGAUUUCAUUACACCACUUCAUAACCAGUUAAUUUCAGUAUUCUUUUCUAUGUUGGGUGUGGCGAUAAGAAAUUAGGUAUAGGAAGGAGUGAAAACUGUUCUCUUUAUAUGUAAUGAGUAAAUUCUGUGCUCACACAAUAUCACUAUGUACAGUACAGCAAGGCAAAGUCAUUAUCCUGCCUGCAGCUGAGAAAUGAAAAUCUUCAGUGUCCAUUCUUUUGAACUGGGAAAUAAUCCCCAAAAGCUAACAUUACCUCUUCCUUCAGAAGGAGAUUCAGUUCAUUACCACAAAUAUUUUAAUUGCAUAUACAAUGUGAGUAGGAAAGCAUCAUGAGGGGAAAGGAGCACUUGUGAUACCCAGGUAUAGGUUAGGUGGAUCUUAAGAAGACAGGGUGAGAGAGCGUGAACUGGAUUCAUGCGGCUCAGGAUUUGGGCCUAGAGCCAUGUUCUUGUGAACAGGUGAUGAAGCUGCAGGUUCCAUGAUAUUUUAGAACUGGAAUCAUGUGUUCAACAGCACACGUGUAGUGAAAGUUGAAGCAUAUGAAGUGGAAGACAUUGUAGGAUUUGUUACUUGUGAAUAUGACAGAAAGUGAUGGCUUGCAUGUAUGUUACAAAUGGCAGUGAAAUUCAUGAAACUUUUUUGUAUCCCAUGGUCACUGAAAAUCUUCAUGUAUUCCCUGCCAGACAUUCUGUGGGUCCCAUCUUCAAAAGUGCUUACAAGUGGGUCCAGAGGUCACACAUGUUAUCAAUGAAAAGGAGUCCACUGAGAACUAGAAUCCAAGCUUAGCAGAUUUUAGAUAGCUACCCUUCCAGGUAAUUCCUCAUACUUGGAUGAAAAAUUAAUUUUAACUUUCUAAUGAAUAAGCCUACCACUUUUUUUCCCGCCUUCUUGUUAAUGUCAUAUUACCUGUGCUGUUUACUGUAAUCUUUAAUUCAAGUGACCAACGAUGUGUGUAACCUGUAGUUGUGCAAGAAAAAGUGUCUCAUCAACCCAUUUAUGUCCUAAUGUGACAUUUUUUAAAAAUGUACUUGAAUCACAAAAUGUUUUAUAAAGAACUUAAUGAAA
Molecule: messenger RNA, 3743 nt
Organism: Zootermopsis nevadensis
Lineage: Eukaryota; Metazoa; Arthropoda; Insecta; Blattodea; Termopsidae
Gene: ACOX1
Product: acyl-CoA oxidase 1
Biological process (GO): lipid homeostasis; fatty acid beta-oxidation using acyl-CoA oxidase
Cellular component (GO): peroxisome
Molecular function (GO): acyl-CoA oxidase activity; FAD binding; fatty acid binding
Source: RefSeq, a predicted model, not a curated record